Molecule: messenger RNA, 3385 nt
Organism: Drosophila elegans
Lineage: Eukaryota; Metazoa; Arthropoda; Insecta; Diptera; Drosophilidae
Gene: loh
Product: thrombospondin type-1 domain-containing protein 4
Exons: 11
Coding region: 408-3023 (871 amino acids)
Biological process (GO): extracellular matrix organization
Cellular component (GO): extracellular matrix
Molecular function (GO): metalloendopeptidase activity
Source: RefSeq, a predicted model, not a curated record
GCUGCGCUGAUGCUCGCGGCGCGGUCUGCCUCCAACACUUCUGUUCCCAAAGCCGCUUUCCCGAAAAUUCAGUUCGGAUUUUAGUUCGGAUUUGAGUACCACGCGAUGAAGACGGCGGCUUCAAUUAAUCCAGAAUUAAGAGUGCAGUGAUACGGGAUUUCAUAUAUAUUUUGCAAAUAGUUAAUAGAUAAAACGAUGGAAAGUUACACUAAUUAAAUUGCUUUUGCUUUUUUUUAUAACUUUUCUAAUUCCGUGACUUCGCAAAGCGCAGAUCCUUAAUGAUCAGAUCCUUAAUUAAUCCGUUUAAAUUGUGAUUCAAUACUUGUGUUUCCAUCAAUACCCCCGUCUAAAAACAAAUAAUACAAAUAAAAUAGUGAUUGUAACGAAACGUGAAAAAAGGCUUAAAAAUGGCAAAGCUGUUUUUAAUAUUCAGUAUUUUUAUUGUUCUGGCAUCUAUACCCGACACCAGUUUCAUAAGCGCGGAUUUAUCCACUAAAGAUCGAAUAAAGAAACAUCAAGAGUGGCUGAAAGAGCACCGCAAACCCAAGACGAAAAAAAUUCAUUCGAACAACUCAUAUUAUGAGCUAGCCAACUUAUGGCACACGAGAAAAGAUUUAUCACCUAAGCAAAAGCCAAAUAACAAAGAAGAAUAUUUGGAAAACGAGACGACUAGUAAAAUAUCUAACAAAACGGAUGAAAUAGUAUUAAAGCCAUUAAUUAAUGGCACCAAUCAAAAUACAUCGACAUCUAAUCUUGAUCUGGAAACAACAACAUUAGCAACGACGCUUACUAAGCAUCCGGUAGAAAAUGGUAACGCUGCGACUACAAGUCAAACCCCAAUUAUAAAGGAGGUUUUCUCAUCUCCAAAUCCACCAAAAGUAGUAACUACAAAAAAGCUUAAGAAGAAAGUCUAUCCAUAUCCACGAUGGGAUAAUUGGAGUAAUUGGAGCGAGUGUUCGCGAAGUUGUGGAGGGGGCGUUCGGCAUCAAAUACGAAAAUGCAUUAACAAAAACCUAUCGACGAAUAAUCAGCUUACGAGUAAUGCCUGUGUGGGCUACUUUAAACGCUAUCAGCUAUGCAAUGAUGUGCCUUGCGACUCCCAAUCCCCGGAUUUUAGAGCUUCUCAAUGUACAGCUUACAACGAAAUAGAGUUUCAUGGUCAUCGAUAUAGGUGGGAACCUUAUGUGAAGGAUGAUGCUGAAUGUGAACUCAACUGUAUGCCAUUUGGAAUGAAAUCAUUUGCCACACUUAACGAAUCUGUAAUUGAUGGUACCCCUUGUCAACAUCCAGCUGAAUACUAUCGAUCGCAACUUUGGGAUCGUGCUGUUUGCGUUGAUGGCGCUUGCAAGGCCGUCCAUGCCAGUGGCGAUAUUGAUGGACUGUAUGCGCACAGUGGGUCCGUUAGUUGCGGAGGACUACUGUGCCGGCCUGUCACUGGGAUCUUCACUCGUGAUCCCCUCCCGGAACAUGCCUACAUACAUGUUACUACCUUACCAGUGGGUGCAUCGAAUAUUUCUAUAACAGAACUUAAAAACAGCAUCAACCUGCUAGUUUUGCGGACAUCUAAAGAGGUGUCCAUUUUCAAUGGCGAGAAUACUGUGUCGGAAAGUGGAUCCUACGAAGCGGUUGGAGCCACAUUCGACUAUCACCGAAUCGAUGGAGCUCAGGACAGCAAUGGAGUUACCGAAUGGAUCACAAGCAUUGGGCCCAUUAGGGACGCAUUGCAACUUAUGGUUUACACCAAGACACCGAAUAAUACUGGCAUAAAGUACGAGUACAUGCUGCCCAUAAUAUCUGAGUCGGAGGAAAACGAGAUGUCCUUGGAGAGUAACGAUGGUCUGCUGAGAUCCGGAAUCGAGGACACCAGUUCGUCGAGCAGCUCGAGGGCGGGACGAAAGCGAAUCUUUAAUUGGAAAGUGAUUGGUUUCAGUAGCUGCACGAAAUCGUGCGGAGGCGGCACACAGACACCCAUUAUACGUUGCAUUCGGAAGAAUCCAUUGCGGUACUACUCGCAGCGUCGUUGCGUGCACUCCGUGAAGCCGGUGCUGAAUGAGAACCUAUUGCACUGCAACACGCAACCGUGUCCGGCGUACUGGCGCGUUGAUGAGUGGGGUGAGUGCCGCUGCCUCAGUAGCGGUGCAUUUCGCCGGCGGGAGGUGAGCUGUGUCCAGGAGCUCGCCUCCGGAUUGGUCAUACACGUGGAUAAGUCCGCCUGCAUGGCGGACCAGCCGCCCACCCAGAAGCAGUGCGAGUGUCCCAAGAACCGGCGACGCAAUCUGUCGCGAUACCGGCUACCAGGCAGCUUGGACUCCGGAAACAGCACCCAGGUCAAGCGCAGCAAGAUCGACGGCACCGAAGUCCAUGCCAUCUGGUUGAUGUCCGAAUGGAAUCAGUAUUGCUCGGCCACUUGCGGAUCGGGCAUUGAGUAUCGUACAGUAUUUUGCGAUCGGUCAAAGGCCGGCGAGCAGCGCUGUGAUCCCAGCACCACUCCCGAAAGUCGUCGUCCCUGUGAGAAGUCCAGUUGCAAGGUGGGCGACUGGUUCACCGGUCCCUGGUCCUCCUGCAAUGGCGACUGCUUCGACUUGACCCGCAGCCGGCAGGUGCUGUGCAUCCACAACCAGCUGAUCACAGAGGACAAGGACUGCACGCCGGAACUGAAGCCGCAAUCCGUGGAGAAGUGCUCCCACGAGGAGGUGGAAUACUGCGCUGCCCGUUGGCAUUACUCGGACUGGUCGGAGUGUUCGAAACCAUGUGGGGUUGGUAACCAGCGACGCAGUGUAAAAUGUUUGGAGUACGACAUAAAGUUGAACGUCUUACGGGAAUCAUCGCAAUGUCGGUACACGAUCAGAGAACCAAUAUAUCGCAGUUGCAAUGCACAAAAGUGCGAAGAAGAGCCGAAAACUGAAGCUAUUCCGAUUUGUACUGAUAAAUUCGCCAAUUGCCAAUUGGCUUCGAAAGCAAAGUUAUGUAGCUACGAUUACUAUCGCGACAACUGUUGUGCUUCUUGUGCCGGUGGUAUUUAAAGCGAUUUCAAAGUAUAUUUAGAAGUAGAUAUUAAGAAUCAUACUUAAUUUAUAAACGAUUUUUAACCGCCGUGCAGAAUAGCUACGAAAUACUAUUAAGCAUUACUUCGAACAUGACACUUUGGUAACCCUUAAUAUAUGUAGUAUUGCUGACACUAAAGCUCAAAAUAAAGCUUGCAGGGAAUUGCAAUAAUUAAAUCUUCGGUCAAACAAUAUGUAUUAACGCAAGUGAAUAACAAAUACUUAAACACACUAGCUGAAGACUUUAACAUCAAAAAUAGUAAAUCCUUACAAUAAAUAUAACAAUCUCAUUAAGAAAAAAAAGAGUCCUUGUUUAAGAAUAAAUAAAUCUUUUUACUACA